This is a messenger RNA of Clarias gariepinus (North African catfish), 1452 nucleotides long. It is a transcript of the gene sox4a, whose product is annotated as SRY-box transcription factor 4a. NCBI's taxonomy places the organism in Eukaryota, Metazoa, Chordata, Actinopteri, Siluriformes, Clariidae. The transcript has a single exon. Gene Ontology annotation, biological process: anatomical structure morphogenesis; positive regulation of transcription by RNA polymerase II; cell differentiation. The record is from RefSeq and is a predicted model, not a curated record. Bases 437 to 1435 code for a protein of 332 amino acids. Gene Ontology annotation, molecular function: DNA-binding transcription activator activity, RNA polymerase II-specific; RNA polymerase II cis-regulatory region sequence-specific DNA binding.
GCGCCGAGCUGAAAAUCUUGAAGUUGUGAUCGGUGAAAGAAAGAUCCGGACUAUGAAAGAGCGCAGUGGCUCAAACCUGCCGCAUGGUGCUGAGACGAAGCAUGCUGAAGAGUUUUCUCUCUUUCCAAUAAAGUUAUUAUUUUUGCUUCUUAACCUGCUUUGCAUUCAGAGCGGCUCUGGGCUCAUUUUCAGUCGCACUGGCAGCUGAGUACUGACAUUUUUUUUUAUAUAUUAUUAUUAUUAUAAAUUUUUUUUUUAAAGACAUUUCCGAAACUUCCCUUUAAUCUCCAGAAAGAGACACAAGGACAAACAACGCGCUUGUAACUUUUUUCUUGUUUGUUUCCACGCGCUUUUACGCACGUCCCUGAAGCGUGGAAGACCGGACAUUCAAACUGUAACGAGAUUUUAUUAUUUCACCAGCAGGAUUUUUUAUUGAAUGGUUAUGGUGGCGAACAACCCAGACCUGCCGCCUAUCGACUGUGCCGACUCCGGUGAGAUGGAGGCGGACGCGGACGCAUCGCGCACCCCGGGCUCCCCGCACGCCACCGGGGACGUGGCGUGGUGCAAGACGCCCACCGGCCACAUCAAGCGGCCUAUGAACGCUUUCAUGGUGUGGUCACAGAUCGAGCGGCGCAAGAUCAUGGAGCAGUCUCCUGACAUGCACAACGCGGAGAUCUCCAAGCGGCUGGGGAAGCGCUGGAAGCUCCUGCGAGACUGCGACAAGAUCCCGUUCAUCCGCGAGGCCGAGCGCCUCAGACUCAAACACAUGGCAGACUAUCCGGACUACAAGUAUCGGCCGAGGAAGAAGGUCAAAACGUCUGCUGGUGCAUGCAAAGCUGGCGGCGAGAAAGCAGACAAGGGGGUCAGCGCUGGCGGGAAAUCGUCAUCCAAAAAAAGCCACGGCUCUAAUAAAUCUCCUGGUAGGACGCACAAGAAGUCUGGCUCUCUCGAAAGCGUCGGUGACGCGCUCUACAAGCCGAGGGCAGCGUCUUCUGCAAAGCAGAUCCCGGACAAGCCCGCGAAGCGCGGCUCGGAAAGCCUCGCCCCCUCCGCCGCCGUGCCCGCGAGCCCGACCCUGAGCAGCUCGGCGGAGUGCGCGGAGCCCGCGAGCCUCUACGAUGACGCGGGGACGCGCUUCAAACACGCCCGCGCCUCAUCGCCGACCCCGUCCGCCUCGCACUCCUCCUCUUCCUCCUCCUCACACUCCUCCGACGAAGAGUUUGAAGACGACCCGCUGGACUUCGACCCCAGUCCCGGUGGCUUUAGCGGCGGAUUCGGUAGCGACACGUGCCUGGACCGGGACUUGGACUUCGGCUUUGAGUCGGGCUCCGGCUCGCACUUCGAGUUCCCGGACUACUGCACACCCGAGGUGAGCGAGAUGAUCUCGGGGGACUGGCUCGAGUCCACCAUUUCUAACCUGGUGUUCACGUAUUGAGCCCAGAUUUUUUUUUU